AUGGCACAUAUAUCAAGACAGUCAAAAACACCACAACUUCCUGUGCUUUACGUGAAGAAUUUAAGCUUUAAAGUAUCUACAGAAGAACUUUUUGAUCUUUUUGGAAAAUUCGGACCAAUAAGACAGAUUCGAUUGGGGAAUGAUAAUACAACACGUGGAACUGCAUACGUUGUCUAUAUUGAUUAUAAUGAUGCAAAAAUGGCAUGCGAGAAGCUCAACGGCUUCAAUUUUUCAGAUCGAUAUCUUACAGUACUUUAUCAUCAGCCUGAAAAAAUAUCUGGAAAAACAGAUACAGCAGAAGAUAUUGCAUUAAGACAAGCCAAUCUUGAAAAACUCAAGCGAGAAUAUAAUAUUGAAUAG
This is a messenger RNA of Pneumocystis murina B123, 360 nucleotides long. RefSeq lists its product as hypothetical. The record is from RefSeq and is a predicted model, not a curated record. NCBI's taxonomy places the organism in Eukaryota, Fungi, Ascomycota, Pneumocystomycetes, Pneumocystales, Pneumocystaceae. The transcript is spliced from 3 exons. Gene Ontology annotation, biological process: mRNA splicing, via spliceosome. Gene Ontology annotation, molecular function: RNA binding. The coding region runs from base 1 to 360 and encodes 119 amino acids. Gene Ontology annotation, cellular component: catalytic step 2 spliceosome; U2 snRNP; precatalytic spliceosome.